Molecule: messenger RNA, 2350 nt
Organism: Archocentrus centrarchus (flier cichlid)
Lineage: Eukaryota; Metazoa; Chordata; Actinopteri; Cichliformes; Cichlidae
Gene: fndc5b
Product: fibronectin type III domain containing 5b
Exons: 6
Coding region: 100-723 (207 amino acids)
Cellular component (GO): extracellular region; plasma membrane
Molecular function (GO): protein binding
Source: RefSeq, a predicted model, not a curated record
CUUUGGUACCCUAGCCGGGGAUGCUCGCUUCCUCCCGUUAAACGCGAUGUUCUAAAUGGGCCGCACAGGAUGUGAAGCCUCACCAGAAGAAGCAGGAGGAUGGCUAAACCAGGCUUGUCUGCGGCGGUGCUGCUGCUCCUGCUGGGCUUCCUCUCAGCGUCCUCCGUUAAUGCCGACACCCUGCUGUCAGCUCCGCUCAAUGUGACCAUCAGAGAAAUCGAGGUUAACUCCGCUGUGGUUACGUGGGAAAUCUUGGAGGGAGACCCAGUCAUUGGCUUCGCCAUCACCCAACAGAAGAAGGAUGUACGCAUGCUGAGGUUCAUCCAGGAAGUGAACACCACCACACGCUCCUGUGCGUUGUGGGAUCUGGAUGAGGACACCGAGUACAUCGUCCACGUUCAGAGCAUUAGCAUGGGAGGCAGCAGCCCUCCCAGUCAGCCUGUGCUAUUCAGAACGUCAAAGGAGUCCGAGAAGAUGGCUUCCAAGAGCCCCGACGAGGUAACGAUGGAGGAGGUCGGUGAUGCUGCCCAGCUGAGGGCAGGAGAACUCAUCAUCAUUGUAGUGGUGCUCGUCAUGUGGGCAGGGGUGAUCGCCCUGUUUUGUCGUCAGUACGACAUCAUCAAAGACAACGAGCCCAACAACAACAAGGACAAAGCCAAGAACUCCUCAGAGUGCAGUACUCCUGAGCACCCACAGGGGGGGUUACUGCGCAGCAAUGUCUAAGACCAGCCCUGCAUCGCCUUCUGCAAUAACCAACUACUUAAACCUCAGGACAGAUCCUGAGACCAACAGAAAGCCAUUCUCAGAAAACAUACUGAAGAACAGAUAAUCCAUUACAGAAACUCUUCUUGACACAAUGGAGAACUCUACAGCUACAACAGGCACAAACCUGAACUUGCAAAAUGAAAGGCUGCAAAACAGUGAAACAGGAAACACCAGAUGAUAAAACUGGACACAAGAUAUAAAAAUGGCCAUCGGACAAUUUCUUCUCAACGAGGACUGCUUAACUCGUAUGUUCCGGUUACUCGUCAUCGGUGGCGUCGGAUCUGGCGAGCAGAUCGUUAAACGUGAAUGUCAGCUUCAGGUUUGUAUCGUCGGUCAGAGGUGGCAGAAGUGCAGACUGCCACGCACGAAUAGCUGGUCCAGGUACCAGUCAGCACACAACAAAACAAGCUAAAGACUUUCUCUUUUUCUAUGUCUGUCCAUCUGCAUUACCUCCUUCCUGUCUUUGUUACAGCCCUCUGUGUAGCAGCUCCUCUCUCUCCCUGUCUUUCUGUGUCUGUGUCUCAGUGAUAAGCACAUUGCUGUUUGGUGCUUCUCCUGUUGUGAGUGUUCGAGCCUUUACAAUCCCGGUCUUGACUAUGGAAUGAUUAUAUUGUUGGGUCAGAUGAAUUGCACACUGCACAUUGAUUUUUUUAAGGUUAGGGUUUUUCUCCUUUCUUAAAGGGAAUCUUAACUUCAACUUGUCAAUUCGGGGAUAAAAGAUGACUUUUUUUUAUUAUAGCUCGCUGUUUUGCUGAUAUGAGUUGGGUGAAUACAGCAGUAGCCAAGGAUGCAGGAUACACCUUGAACAGAUCAUACGAUCACCAUAAAGCAAAAAUCCAUGCAUGUGUACAAUUACAGCCAAUUUGUUAGUAGUUAACGUACCAUGAUUGUCCGUGCACCAGGGGAAGAAAAAUAAUGGCAUAGCUGGAAAGGAACUGAUUUCUGCUCAUUAAUGCAUAUUCAGCACCAUAUGUCAUCUGUGGUCUGCAGCAGGAUGUGCAGGGAAUUUGGAUGAAGAUAAUGUAGGGCAUCAUUCCUAAUGAAAUGUAUACAGAGGGCAAAAUGUUUGCCAGACUUUCUUGAAGACCAGCGGGAAAGCCAAGAAGUAGAAACUCAGAGACGACGCACUUGGCCAAGCGGCUGAUGCUUCUUUGUCCAUUUUCUGUCUGACCUGCUUUCAUGCCUGGCGGCAGCUAUGGGUUGGAAUGGGUUCAGCUUAGCCAAACAGGUGUUUUGUCCAGGAAUUCUUUUAUAUUCAGCAAAUAGCACAGAAACCACCAGUACUGUUUCAAACCUAUGAUGGGAUAAGUAGCUUCUGUGGUGCAGGAGGUAGAGUGGGACAUCUACCAAUCGCUACCAAUUGCUCCCCGGUUCCUCCUUGAAGCAUCCUCGGGUAAGAUACUAAACCCCGUGUUGCCCCCGAUGUGAGUGUGUGCGUGAAUGUUAGAAAAGGGAUGCAGUGACAUGCCUCAUCAAUCAUCCUGCUGCUGGAAAAAAACUCACCAGUGCACCAAAUGCGUAUUUAACUGCAGCUCAAAGUAGACCCCAACAUAUAUAAUCUGCUAAUUCCUGAUUAAGUAACAUU